Messenger RNA from Amphimedon queenslandica, 1264 nucleotides. RefSeq names its product alcohol dehydrogenase [NADP(+)]-like. Bases 189 to 1181 code for a protein of 330 amino acids. NCBI's taxonomy places the organism in Eukaryota, Metazoa, Porifera, Demospongiae, Haplosclerida, Niphatidae. Gene Ontology annotation, molecular function: oxidoreductase activity. The record is from RefSeq and is a predicted model, not a curated record. The transcript is spliced from 9 exons.
UUUAAAACUAUUAGUAUUAUUAACUUUUGCUACUAGUGUGUUUACUUAGUCAGGAGCCUAUGCAUAAGGUUUAGUAUGAUUUUAGUUAAUUUUUCAGAUUUAUCUAGAUCUAUAGUCUAUGGGGCUGGGUUAAAAAUUAGUCACGCCUUUUCUUCGCAGCAAAAACUGCCAAAAACAAAGACACGAGUAUGGCAAGUGACAAGUGGACUUUGAAGCUAAACACAGGAAAAGUAGUACCCGCUUUUGGAUUGGGUACGUGGCAGUCAGAGAAAGGGGCUGUUGGUCAAGCAGUUGAUAUUGCUGUCAGGAAUGGCUAUCGUUCCAUUGACUGUGCUUGGCUUUAUCGCAAUGAAGAUGAGAUUGGAGCUACCCUGGAGACCUUGUUCAAGGAGGGUGUCGUUAAGAGAGAGGACCUCUUCAUGACAUCAAAACUAUCUUCGACCCAUCAUAAUCCUGAAGAUGUUGAGGAGUGUUGUCGUGAUACACUCAAGAAUCUCAAAUUUGACUAUCUUGAUCUUUACCUGGUACACUCUCCUGCUGCUUUUAAGAAAGAUGCAAUGCAUUCAUUUCCAAAUGUGACCGAGGACCACAAGUUAGGAUAUGAUUCAGACCGCAUGGCCAAAACUUGGGAGGCAAUGGAGAGUUUGGUUAGUAAAGGUCUUGUGAAGGCAAUUGGAAUAUCAAACUUUACAAUCACAAAAACAGAAAAACUCCUUGAGACAGCAAAGAUAGUCCCUGCAGUUAAUCAAGUUGAAUGCCAUCCUUACUUCCAGCAAAAGAAACUAAAAAAGUACUGUGACUCCAAAGGUAUUAUUCUUGAGGCAUAUUCUCCUCUUGGUUCUCCUGGUCGUCCACAAUUUGUGAUCAAUCCUGAUGAUCCUGUAAUUUUGGAGGAUCACACAAUGAAGCAAAUUGCUGAGAAGCAUGGAGCUACAGUUGGACAAAUUUGCAUAUCUUUUCUGCUUCACUGUGGUCUAAUGGUCAUUCCAAAAUCAACCAGUGAAAAAAGAAUUAAAGAAAACAUUGGAGCUUGCAGUAUCACCCUCUCACCAGAAGAGAUACAGACUUUGGAAGGAAUUGAUAAAAACUUCAGAAUAUUCUCUGUAUUAUUCCUCCUGCCCCAAGGAGCAACUGAGGAGCAAGCUUGGGAUAUAUCAGCAGAUGAAGCUUAUUCUAUCUAAUAACUAUUAGUAUUACUAUUGCAAUUAUUAAAAGGACAACUAGAUAGUGUCACUCUGCUUUAGUAUGAUUUUAGUUAAUAGAC